Molecule: messenger RNA, 1737 nt
Organism: Alnus glutinosa
Lineage: Eukaryota; Viridiplantae; Streptophyta; Magnoliopsida; Fagales; Betulaceae
Product: glutathione S-transferase T3-like
Exons: 4
Coding region: 443-1207 (254 amino acids)
Source: RefSeq, a predicted model, not a curated record
CUAUUUCUAUUUUCUCUCUCCCACGAUCGCAAGCCCACUUUUUCUUCUUUCUUCUCUCAUUUUUCUCCCAUCUCUCACGCACAGCAUACUUGAGCUCAUCUCACCACAAGGUCAUCGACCCCAACGUCGCAGUCCAACGAGCCCACGCCAGAUCCUUCCCGUCCGUCCAGUCCCACACCAUCUCUCCAUCAAGCGUCCUUCCUCUAUUUGGAUUCCUCUCCGCCCCAUCUCAAAAUUUCAACGAAACAAACGAAACGUUGUCGCCGACUCUGAAACUUUCUUCGCAAGUCUAACCUCUUCGUGUGCCAUAUCAAGUACCCCUUAUAUAUAAUUCCUAUUCUCUAUUUCUGAUCCUCGAAAAGAAGAAAACAAGAAAAUUUUUGAGCUCAGGGAAGUCCAAGGAGAUGACAACUAUAAGGAAUGUACCCACAGAAAGUGUUUGAUGAAAGGCCUGAAUGUGAUCUCUUGGAUGGAUUCACAAGUACAAGGAGAUGUGUCAUUCAUAGAUCUUUUACAAGGAGAUACUGACAUGGACAACUCAUUUUUGGAUGAAUCUCAACAAGCUUCAAUGUCCAUUGAUCACUCUCAACCCCAAGUUAUAGCUCGCACUAAGAAACCACAACGGGGUACCAACUUCUCUAUGGAGGAAGACAAGCUAUUGGUAUCGUCGUGGCUAAAUGUUGGCAUGGAUGCAGUGCAAGGGGCUGAUCAAAAACAUCGCCAAUUUUGGGAAAGAGUUCACAAAUAUUUCCAUGAACAUAAGGAGUUCCCUUCUGACCGAAAUUAUGGCUCCCUAAUGAAUAGGUGGUCAACUAUUCAAAAAUCAGUUACUAUGUUUACUGCAUGCCUAUCUCAAAUUGAGCAUCUCAACCAAAGUGGUACUACUGAGCAUGACAAGAUUCAAAAGGCAAAGUGUGUGUAUCGCUCAAAGAAUAACAAUGUAGUUUUUCCAUAUGAACAUUGUUGGAAUUUAUUAAAGGGGGAACAGAAGUGGUUACACCAUGGCAACAAGGACAAACGAAGAAGAAGAUCAUCUAUGGAAACAUCUGCUAAUGUCACUCAUACUCCAGAUUCGAUAAAUGAAGGUGAGGGGGACAAUGUGUCGCAUGGUAACAAUGUAGACUUUGAGAGACCAAUAGGCAAAAAAGCCGAAAAGGCAAACAGAAGAGGAAAGAGCAUCCCUCCGAAGAUGUUGUGGAAUUCAUGAAGAAAAAAACAGAAUGUCUUGAGGAAGCGCGUGUUCAAGGAGAAGAGAUAAUUCGCUUGGAAAAAGAAAAACUUCAUUUGGAACAAUUGGAUCGUGAGAAGAUAAUGGAUAUUGAAUUGAAAAAACUUCAUUUGCAAGAGUUGGAGUUGUAAUAGAAAAUGGAUAUGGAAAGGCAAAAGCUUCAAGCGGAACAAAUGGAUCGCUAGAAGAUAAUGGAUUUUGAAAGGAAAAGGCUUCAUUUGCAAGGCUUGGAGCGGGAAGAGAAGAUGGAUAUUGAAAGGAAAAAGCUUCAAUCGGAACAAUUGGAUCGCGAAGAGAGAGCAAUGAUUCUUGAUACAAGCAAGAUGACAGAACUACAACAACAAUAUUGGAAGGCACGCCAAAAUGAAAUUAUUGAGUGUCAAGAAUCAAGAAAGUCGACAUGAUUUGCUCUUGUACUCUCUUUGUUGUGUUGUAAUUCUCUUCUUGCGCUUUAAUGUUCAGUCCCUGUAUGCACACUUCUGGCUGUGUAGUUUCUGGUUUUAACACUC